Messenger RNA from Babesia ovata, 843 nucleotides. RefSeq lists its product as uncharacterized. The transcript has a single exon. Lineage: Eukaryota; Apicomplexa; Aconoidasida; Piroplasmida; Babesiidae. The record is from RefSeq and is a predicted model, not a curated record. The coding region runs from base 1 to 843 and encodes 280 amino acids.
AUGGUGUACAGCAGCCUGGUUACCGCCCCUUCCAACAUGAAGGAGGCCAUCGAUUGGAUGGCGGCCGUGAAGGCAAGUGGCGGUGCGCAGAGUUUGGCCGAAGCUGUUGCGGAGUUGUUUAAAGUUGGGUCAAAAGGUAAAUACGAUCUUGGAAUCGUUGAGGAGGUUAGGCAUCAUGUUAAACUCUUCCUGCAGAAGCCCGGGUUGAAAGAACACGCUGCCUCGCGACAGAUAAUCAAGAAAAUUAUUGAAACAUCCGUGAAAUUCAUACGUACGCCUCAUGAUGACAAGCGAAGUAGGGCGAGAUUGAGAUACAAAAUGAGAUUGGGCAAGAAGCCGCGUAAGAAAGGAUCUAAGGCCGACGAGGAAGACGAAAAGAAAUAUGAAGUCGCUCCCGACAAGCCGCCAGUGUACGUGAUCUCCAACAACUUGACUAGCGUUGAAAUUAAGAAGGGCGUUCAAGAUUCCGUGGAAAAGUUCGACACGCUUUUGAAAAAGAUAAAAAAGGGGCAAAGCUAUGUUUCGUCUUACGAUACGUCAGCAGAGUGGGAAAAAUGCUGCGCACCUGAUCCCCUAAUUUGUGCCCAGAUUUUUGUUGGAAUCGCGCCACUGCUGUACGCAACCAGUCGCGUGCUCCGGUACGUCACAACAUUCACCGCGGGGGUAUAUAAGAUAGCCGAUGAGUCGAGGAAGCUGGGUCAGUUUUUUGGCCUCGUAGGUUACGAUGUCGAAAACGACAUUAACGCCAGGAAGACUGUAGAUAUUUUCAGGUUCAACGUAGACUUCAUCACCGAGAAUUUCGCCAUGAGGUUGAAUGAGUUGGCCGGAUUUGUAAAGAUAUAG